AUGAGUGCUGCUAUGAAUUUUACACACUGCGGCUCUGUGCUGGUAACGGGAGCCAGCCGAGGUCUCGGGCAGCAAACAGUUGACAGACUGGCAAGAGGUUUCUCACCUGGCAAAAUGAUAACCACAAGAAAAGCCCGAGAGCAAACAGGUAAACAUCGAUACCCACUGAUAAGGGGCAAAAAUGCAGGAAUCAGUGUGGUGGCCAACUUUAAUAUUGAAGCAGAGAAGAUGAUAGAAAACGUUCACACUAAUGCUGUGGCUCCUCUAAUUAUCACCAAGGUUGAUUCAAUCUGCAGCUGGGAUGUUUUUGUUCUGGGAUGUUUAAGCAAGCUCCAUCUAGAGGAGGAGCAGGGUAUCCAGAGGGUAGCAGUCAUUAACAUGGCCUCUCUGCUCGGCUCUGGGAAACUUAACUGGGAGGACCUGGCCAACAUCUUCAAAUGGAACCCCUACAAGGUGUCCAACUUAUUGUUACCAUUGGAGAGACUGCGGAAAAGCUCUGUCCCAGCUCCGGCAAUCCGAGAUAGUGCGGGACAAGCGUUCGAGUAA
Molecule: messenger RNA, 546 nt
Organism: Etheostoma cragini (Arkansas darter)
Lineage: Eukaryota; Metazoa; Chordata; Actinopteri; Perciformes; Percidae
Source: RefSeq, a predicted model, not a curated record